Messenger RNA from Dissoconium aciculare CBS 342.82, 1707 nucleotides. RefSeq lists its product as uncharacterized. Bases 108 to 1370 code for a protein of 420 amino acids. The transcript has 2 exons. The record is from RefSeq and is a predicted model, not a curated record. NCBI's taxonomy places the organism in Eukaryota, Fungi, Ascomycota, Dothideomycetes, Mycosphaerellales, Dissoconiaceae.
AUUUACUCGGUCUAUUUGCCAGGCAUGUACAGAUUCGUCGCAUUUGGGAGCAUAAUCUGCUCUGUCUGAGCAACGAUGGCCAUAUAGGUCAACUCGAAGCGCGUGACAUGUAUGAACCCUCCACUGCCGAGCCAAGGAUCGUCGAGAUUCAUCACAGUUCUCGAUUUGUGGUCAUGGCGCCAGUAACGCCAUCACCGCGUCGUUUCCUCGCAGGUGGUCGUUCUCAGAAGCCUGACGAUGCCAAAGCUGUGGCGAAGCCGUUCCUACCAUCUACAGGUGCCGCCGAUGGUCCAGCUCCAGGACGAAAUGUGUUUGCGAAAACGACAACAGAGGGAAAGCAGAUUGCUAUUGGCGAAACGAUACAAUUGGGCCAUACUUCGCGAGCGCUGCUGCAAUUUGCGCAGACACCGCGAUUCAAUCAUGGGCGAUCAACGCAAGCCCCACCAAGCACACCGCGGCCGAGCAUUGUUUCGACGACAGUGAACUCAUCAGUGCGGGCUAAGAGGGAAGAUGUCGAGGAGGUUGCUUCACCAGAGAUGCAUGAUGAUUUCCGCGAUCGUCGAGGACGCUAUCUCGAUGAGGAAGACGACUAUUACAAUGCACACGCUGUCCAUGCCAACGGUAAAGACCGCACGGAACUCUUUUAUCAAACGAACGAGCAAGUCUCGGCUGCGACCUUGAAUAACGAGAUCAACGAAGGCGGCACAUGGUCACAAGAAUUACCGUUCUCUCCAAAGAGGCGGAAGCUGAGGCAACCACAAGCCGAUCAGCAACAAGAGCAUGAGCAUCCGAUGCCUAUCGAUAACCCUGCAAGACCCAUCUUCCAACGUCCAACAGUGCCAGCUUCGGCUGCAAGGCCGGAACACCUGACGACCAGCAUACCUCAAUUUGUCACCGUAGGCGCACCGUCUACAAGCAGCAACACGAGCUUGCGUCCAACAUUUCUUCGACCCGCGGAGAACACCGACGUGACUGCGUUGCCAUUACCAGAGAUCUUCUCUCCUCAUCGUCGCGGAGCUAAAUUUGUCCCGGGUGGGACAGCAGCAAUUGUGCAGCAGUGGAUCCUUCAGGCUGGCCAAGAUGCGAUUAUGAGUCGUCGGAUCCGGCGAUUUGAUGAUGACUUCGCGAUGACCAUUACUGUGAGGCAGGUUCAUGGUAGUGGCCCGAUGAUCAUCUCAGGAUGCAGAGUCGGCGACGAGGAAUCGACUGUAGAGAUAUUGUUAAGCGCUCAUGCAACAGCGGCGUCCUCAAGAGGCUGCGAGGUCGUUCCGGGCUGUAGAGUCGGCAUUCGGGCGCCGAUGUGGGAUGUCAUCGGUCCAGGAGGACGAUCGUUGAUAGUGGCGGCGGAUUGGAGGUCGUUGCCGGCGUGAAUCAAAUUCCCCGGACAAGGACAUGGUUGAUUCUCGGAUGACCAUUAAGAUAUCGUGGGCAAGAAACUGCAAGUAAUUACCGUCGAGCCAAGGAAUGAUGUUCUAGAAGACCAGGAGUGACGCGACAUGUGUUUGCGAUAUAUCGUCAGCACUGUUUCAUGUUGAGACGAUCUGGAAACAAAUCUCCCAGCCACAUCGAUGAUCCUCAGCCACUCCCUCGGCGGGGACGGGUAGUGGCGCAUCUCUCGCGAUGACACUGCACUCCACAGCACCACCUGCCCCUGAAAUUAUCAUUGAUUUGGAAUAUACAGAGUUUACGUAGAAAUUAAUGCGCGAG